Aspergillus japonicus CBS 114.51 is the source of this 472-nucleotide messenger RNA. RefSeq lists its product as uncharacterized. The transcript has 3 exons. The coding region runs from base 95 to 451 and encodes 118 amino acids. NCBI's taxonomy places the organism in Eukaryota, Fungi, Ascomycota, Eurotiomycetes, Eurotiales, Aspergillaceae. The record is from RefSeq and is a predicted model, not a curated record.
GGCAACUUCAUCUGACGCCAUACUACCACUUCUCUUUCCACCUCAUCAACCUCCACCUCACAUCCCCACUUUGCCUACGACCACAUCAAAAAGCAUGGCGCCCGAACCCCGAACCUACGUGUCCGGCGGCCGCGUCCUCGGAAGCCCCCCACUCACCGUCCGCGUCAGUCGCUUUUUCGAGAGUGUGUAUGUGUUUCUGGGACUGUAUCUUGUGAGCUUUUUCUCGCUCGAUCCCUACGCCGCGGCGCAGAACUCGCAGUUCAACAUCCAUCGCAAGGGUAAUCCCUCGGGGCCAACGUCGCGAUGGGGACUUUUUGGCGGCGGUGGGAGCGGUGGUCCUGGGGGAGGAGGUGGUGGCGGUGGUCCCGGAGGCGGUCCGAGGGGCUUUGGGCCGCGGAAGAUUGGUCGAGUGGAUGAUGUUCGUGGGCCGGAGUGUAAGAGCUGUGGAUAGGGUGUCUUAUACAGGAGGGGA